Messenger RNA from Necator americanus (New World hookworm), 201 nucleotides. RefSeq lists its product as uncharacterized. Bases 1 to 201 code for a protein of 66 amino acids. Lineage: Eukaryota; Metazoa; Nematoda; Chromadorea; Rhabditida; Ancylostomatidae. The transcript is spliced from 3 exons. The record is from RefSeq and is a predicted model, not a curated record.
AUGAUGUUCGCCGCUAGAGUGUUUGCCAGGGAUGUGUUGCAAAGCACGUUGUUCACUCUCAUCGCUGCCAUAUUCCAGGGAUUUUCACUGAUUUGGUUUGUACUGUCUUACGUGCCAGGUGGUGAAAGGGGACUCCGUUUUCUAACUACCCUUUGCACCGGUUUCCUAAGAAAAUCUCCAACUACCGUGCUUCCUAUCUAA